Alligator sinensis (Chinese alligator) is the source of this 3949-nucleotide messenger RNA. It is a transcript of the gene CARD10, whose product is annotated as caspase recruitment domain family member 10. Lineage: Eukaryota; Metazoa; Chordata; Crocodylia; Alligatoridae. Gene Ontology annotation, molecular function: protein binding. The record is from RefSeq and is a predicted model, not a curated record. Gene Ontology annotation, biological process: regulation of apoptotic process. The coding region runs from base 230 to 3319 and encodes 1029 amino acids. The transcript has 22 exons.
GCAGCUUUCUGAAGGAUAUGCUGGCAUAGCAAAUCCUAUGUUCGAUUUCUACAUCAAGACUGAGACUGGGAGAAGUGACUGCUAAGGUACCACAGGUUGAAAAGCUGACCAUCCAUUUGAUACUCAACCCCAAUUCCAGGAAGAAGGUGGUCACAGAUGAGAAUCAAAAUCACAGCAAGAUAGGUGGAAAAAGUGUUGGGAUGAUGAAACAGCCCUGCUUGACACCAGUAUGGAUGAUGCUGAGGAUGCCCCAGGCCAGGUCCAAAGUGUUUCAGGGGAAGAAGAGAAGGAAGAGGCCUUGUGGGAGAAGAUUGAGAGUGUGCGGCACCAGCUGACCCGCUCCCUGAACCCAGCCAAACUGACCCCAUACCUGCGCCAGUGCCGUGUAAUAGAUGAGCAGGAUGAAGAAGAGGUGCUGAGCUCAUGCAGGUUCCCAUGCAAGAGCAACCGUACAGGACACCUGAUAGACAUCCUUCGAAGCCGUGGAAAACGAGGCUAUGAAGCCUUCCUGGAGUCCCUGGAGUUUUAUUACCCAGAGCAGUUCAUCCGGCUGACGGGGAGGGAGCCAGCCCAGCGCUGCUCUAUGAUCCUGGAUGAGGAGGGUCCUGAGGGUUUGACCCAGUUCCUGAUGAUGGAAGUGAAGAAGGUGAGGGCUCAGCGGCAAGAGCAUCUGUUGAGAGAGCACCAGUUACAGGUGAAGAACCAGGCCCUGGAGCAGGAGCAAGCUCGGCUGGAGCAGCGGCUGCAGGAGCUGCUGAAGGUGCAGGAGCGAUACCAGAGGCUGCGGGAGGAGUGGGACUCCAACAGCAUGGAGCUGCUGCGGCUGAAGGAUGAGAACUACAUGCUAGCCAUGCGCUAUGCACAGCUGUGUGAGGAGAAGAACAUGGCCGUCCUGCGGAGCCGGGACCUGCAGCUGGUGGUAGACCAGCUGAAAUGUAAGGUCACCAGUCUGGAGGAGGAAUGCACCCUGCUGAGGAAACACAUGUCCACCGUGCCCCAGCGGGAGGCAGAGGAGCGGAGCCACUCCGACGUGGUGUCUGAUCUGUGGGCUGAGAACCAAAGGCUAACAGUUUCACUCCAGGAGCUGCAGGGCAGGUUGCAGGCAACUGGUGAGACCCAGGUGCCAGGAUCUGAGCAGAUCCUCCUGGACAUUUUGGAGCAUGACUGGAAGGAAGCCCAAGAUGAUCGGCAGGAGCUAUGCCAGAAGCUCCACUCUGUGCAGAACGAACUGCAGUGGGCAGAGGAGCUAAGGGAUAAGUACCUGCAGGAGAUGGAAGACCUUCAGCUGAAGUAUCGGACUCUGCAGAAGGAUUGUGACCUGUACAAACACCGGAUGAACACAGUGUUGUCUCAGCUGGAGGAAAUAGAGAAGGAGAGGGAUCAGGCUAUCCAGAGCCGAGAUGGGGUCCAGCUGCAGUACUCUCAGAGCCUGGUUGAGAAGGACCAGUAUCGCAAACGGGUCCGGACUUUGGAGGAAGAGAGAGACAAGCUGUUGAGUAAGCUGAGCAAGUUAGAGGGCUUGAACAGCUCUCUGGAGGCUCAGGUGCAGCGAUACCAAGGCACUCGGGACAUGGGAAAGAAGAUGUUCACCUCCUCCCACUCCCUCUGCUCCAACUUAAGCAGCAGCUGGAGCCUGAGCGAUAAUCCCUCUCCCCUGGUGGCUGGACUCACGGACCCACUGGGAGUCUCUGCCAUCACCUUCCUGGGAGAUCCCACAAGUCAGAGCAUGGAGGUGACUCCAGAAAGUGAGAAGGAGAUUAACCGCCUUUCCACCUUCCCCUUCCCUCCCUGUGUGGGCUCCAUCCUCCGACGGCAGCGUGAGGACAGUUGUGUGCCCAUAAAAAGUCUGUCCUGCGGGUCCUUUGGCAGCAUGGAAUACUUGACAGGGAGUGGUACCACAUCUGCCUCAAUGGCUGGCCUCUCCUCCUCUUCCAGCAGCUCGAAUGCCAGGGUGCAGUCAGAGCUCUGCUUGUCCAGCCUCUCUGACCGGAUGGAGCCCACCCGGAGGUCCCUGGUGGUACAGCUCUGUAGCUUGGGUCACCUGCGCAGUCCAGUGCCUCAGAACAGGGGCCUCGGAGGAGACAUCUCCAUCCUGGGGGGGAACAAAACAGGGAUUUAUGUCCAGUGGGUGAAGCCAGGCUCAAAGGCUGAGAGUGCAGGACUCAGAGAAGGUUGUCAGCUUCUGGAGCUGAGGGGGACAUCACUGGGGGAAGAGGUGCUAUCCCUGGAGAACUGCACACGGGAGGUGGCUUACCUGAGCCUGCUGCACUGGGAUGACCUAGCUGGUCUCAUCUUCCAGCCAGAUAUGCAAGGGUACCAGCCUCUUAGGGAGGCGCUACAAGAAGGGAAGAAAAUUCCUGGAGACUCAUUCUAUGUGCGUGCCAACCUGCCCCUCCCAGAACAGUCCGACCCCUGCGCUUUGUGUGUUAAGUGUCGGGAGAUCCUGCACGUCACAGACACCAUGCACAAGGGGCGACAAGAGUGGUACUGUGCCCGUGUUGACCCCCUGACUCUGAGGGACCUGGACAGAGGGACCGUGCCUAAUUACAGCAGGGCUCAGCAGCUUCUGAAAAUGCUGGAGAAGGGCCAAGUGCAAGGUCGGCAGAGGGGCUACCGGAAUAACCUGAAGAAAUAUGGCCUAGGCCAGCUCCGUCCAGGGAAAUCCAAACAGCAAGGGGGCCAGGCGGAGUGCCUUCAACAGCUGCUGCUGGACCCUUGCCCAGACCCAAAUAAGAACCUAAAGCCCUACAUCCUAGUUCACCCUCUGGUAGUGCCAGGGCCUCGCCCUGUGGUGCUCUCACCUGGCUGUAUAGUGCCCCGGCUCAUCAGGAACCUGCUGGACCUGCCCAACUCACGCCUGGACUUCCAUGUGUGCCCAGCAGAGACCCUUGAUGAAGAGGAGCUGGCCACUCCCUCUCCUCAGGUGGCUAGAGGUGUCCCCCAGGACCAGCGGGAGAAUGGGAAGAUUCACACCAUCCGGGAAGCCAUGAACAAGAAUAAACACUGCCUGCUAGAGCUGGGAGUCCAGAGUGUGAGGGAUCUAAUUAAAAGUGAAAUAUACCCCAUUGUUAUCCAUGUCGAGGUCACUGAGAAGAACAUCAGGGGACUCAGGAGCUUGCUGGGAAAGCCGGGCCAGCGUGACUCUGAGGUGCUGAAGCUGUGCCGUAGUGCUGAGCAGGCUUUCCAUAGCCUGCCUUGCUCCUGGGCCCGGGUGGAUCCCCAGUCCUGGUGCCAUGCUGAGGAGCUGGUGAAAGUGGUGCGGGGCUGCAUCUUCCAGGAGCAGACCAAGGUGGUGUGGGUUGAGGUCGGCGAGCCAUGAUCCAAGACCCAGCCGAGGCAUUGUGACACCUGUGUGACAGGAGGCUCCAGAUGGAGGAGCUGACCACAAGCUACCUGGCCCAUGGUCCGUACCCAGAGGAGGUUGUCUUCCAAGUCUCCAAGCUGCUUCAUGAAUGUCAUUUGCUUCUUCUGUCUGGGAUACAGCACGAUGCCUCGCUGUCAGGAAGGUCCCAGAAGGGACAGGGUAGCCCUUUAUGCCUAUUUCUGCCAGGGAGCUAGCAAGCCUACUUCAGGCUGCUUAGAAACUUGCCAGUAUAGUGGGAAGUAACGCAUACAGACUUCUGUCCCAGAGAAGUUUCUGUGUUUUGUUGCAGGGAUUUAUUUUGCCUUCUCACUGAAGAACCCUUUGGAGUCCAUACCACACUUCUCUGUCAUGGCCUUGCCUUGGCAACAGGGUCUGCCCUGUAGGCCAGUGAUUUGGGCAGCUGGGAGUAGGCACUUAGAGGAAACCUGUGAAGUGGGCUCCGGCAUGCAUCUCCUCCCUUUUAUGCUCUCUUCCUUUUUAUUAGUCUGUUUAUUUGGUUCUUCCCCUGCUGGCCACUGCAUCAGUCUUUCCUUCCCCACAGCUGUCUCUCUGGCUCCCUUCACUACCUCAGAUGCUAUCCUGCUG